AUGAGGGAUAUGAGGAAAUAUUAUAGGGAUAUUGGAGAAAUUCUCCUUUGUGAUUAAUCCUAUUUUCUUUUCUUAUGAAAAACUUAGAAACAUUACUGAGAAAACUUUCAUAGCUAAAAGUUGAGAAAACUUCUCAACUUUUUUCUCUGACUUGGUAUUUUUGUAUCACAAAAUAAAAGUAAGAAAUGAUAUGGAUAAGGAUUUUCUAUGAAUAUAUAUUUAAGCUAAACCCAACUUCAUCACGAAAAAAUAAGGAAAACAGUUCACACUAGAAGUUAGAAGUACCCUCCAAAAAAGCGACCAUGGCCUCAAAGUGCAUAGAUGAUUGUGUAAACAUCAAAAGAGACUCCAUUUGCGUCCGGCCGGUUAUGACUUACGCCAAUCUUUACAAGUGGCCGAUGGCGGAGGCCGAGUUCGUACGGUCAAUCAACCACGACGGAAGCCAGCAUCGCACCACGGUGGUUGACAGCAUAUCUUGUAGGCAGAUGUACCUUAGAAGCUACACAUUUUCAACAGAAGAGAACGAAGAAGACGGUGAUGGAGGUGAUGGCGAAGCAGUUACCCGGAGACACAAUCAGAGUUGUUUUCGAGGAGGAGGAGGGAGAAAGAAGGCGGCCAAGAACGCUAUGCGGAAUAACAAAACAUGGUCGUGUAGGACGUUUGUUUUCAGACUAGUACGGAAAUGUUUGUCUUGUGCGUCCACUACUAAGGUUACUAAUAUUGAUUGAUCACUAUGAGGAUAAUAAAACAGUUUUCUGAAAUUGUUUUAAAGUUCAAGACUUGGUCGUGGUGAAAGAAAGAAACAAACCAAUGGAACCGGACAAAUACUGUUCCAAGACAAAAAAAGAAAACUGAAAUAGAUUAAGAUCAAACAGUUUCUUAAACCAAACAAGAACCAUGAAAAACUCUGUUUUAACUUCUAAACUUACAAUACAAUUGAAACAACAAGAGUGUUAAACAUCCAUAUAGU
Molecule: messenger RNA, 970 nt
Organism: Arabidopsis thaliana (thale cress)
Lineage: Eukaryota; Viridiplantae; Streptophyta; Magnoliopsida; Brassicales; Brassicaceae
Exons: 1
Coding region: 303-728 (141 amino acids)
Source: RefSeq, marked reviewed